CCAGGUGUCAGCACUGGACAAGCAUGAGCAGGCUGCAUUAUGUAUACAGAGAAACUAUCGUGGUUAUGUAGGCAGGAAGCGCUAUACAGAUUUCCUUUACGACAAAUACACCAAGGAAGAACAGGCACGACUAGAAAAGAUUUUGGCCCAGUAUGAAGAAGGGGAACUGUUAGUGGAAAAUCACCAGUUAGAGGUUCUAUUAGAUGACAAUGCUACGACCCGCAGGAACCGAAACCGCAAUUAUGUAUCCCAAGUAAUCACUAUUCAAAGAGCAUGGAGAUCGUACUCCAAGAGGAAAUAUUUUGUUGAUAGUGGUUCCUGUGACAACACUGCUGACGAGCUUGAGGAACUUAAAAUAUUGCAUGAUGGGAGUGAGAAACAGAAAAUGACCAAGAAAAACCUGGACAGUUUGUCUCAGAGUGAGGAUGUAAAUAUUGUCCUAAAGGAUGUGUCAUGCACGGACAAUAUUGAUAAACAGGACUCAUCCAAGGAGAAGGAUUAUCUUACAGAAAAGCGCAGCUCCUCUGAGGAAAAAGAACCUUCCGCUGAACCCUCAUUUGCCUUCCCUGCCAACAGACUCAUUAACAAAGUUUGUGAUGAACACGAUAGUGAUUCACUGUCAUCGGACUAUUCUGAGUUUUCUGCUCCUCUGAAGGACCUUGCAGAGAGUGAAGUGACUAUUAUAGAAUGUCAACAGUUAGCAGAGGGAAACAUUCCAUAUUCUUCUGGAAACACCUCUAGCAGAGUGGUCAGAAAACCAUUUGAAUCCGAUGAGGAAUUAAGCAGACGAAUCAGAAAACUUAACUUUUUAAGCAUUGCACAGGAAUUUGCUGAGUUGAAAAAAGUGAACUGUAAUAUAUUGCCAUUUGACCUUCAUAAAGGUCAACAGGUCCCGGAGAGUUCUUGUAGUGAUACUAGUUCGGCUCCAAACUCGCAACUCUCUUCUGAAAUGAAUACUCCGAGUGAUCCCUCAGACUCAUUUGAGCAACUCAACAAUGGGGUGAACAGUCUUAUAUCAAAAGAUCUGAAUAGUAAUAUUAAUAAUGGAAAUGUUGAUGACAGAGAUAGCCGAUCAGUGUCAACAAUAAUAAGUCAAUCAAGUAAUUCAAAUGAUAAUCUUCCAAAGAACUCUUCAACUAGAGAGGCUUCCUCCAUAGGUAGAGUGGCAAAACGCAGCAGGGACCAAAAAGAGGAGAAUAGCAACAAGGGAGAUAAUUCGAAUGUGAUAGACAGGGGAGAUAACUCCAAUAAUGAGGAGAGUGAAGGUGAUUUUGAUGUUUAUAACAUAGAGACAGCUUUACCUCAGAUGAACUGGGAAAUACUUGGACAACAAUUGGAGCAGGUUACACUUCAUCAGCAAUCCCUACAACAUCAGCCAGGAAAACCAAAACAACCUGAACAGAAUCCUCAGACACAGCGUAAUGAUCGUGAGGAGAUCCGUCGUAAGCUGGCCAUGGGGAGCUUGGAGGAAGACUAUUACGGAGGGGAGAGAUCGUAUAAAAAACCAAACCUCUCCAGAAGACUUCAGAGUGGUAUGAAUCUACAGAUUUGUUUUAUGAAUGAAUCACCAGGAGAAGAGCCUGAUCCGAUUAAGUAUUCACCACAAAAAUCUACCCUCCUACAGGAGGAAAAGAUUUCUUCAAAACUAUCCAAAUUUUUUCAAAAUAAGGCAGAAUUGAAUGAAUCAGAAUCAACUGAUGUUAAAACAUCAGUGGCAGCGGUAUUGACUCCAGACAGCAAAACGUCAGUGGCAGCAGACAUGACUGCUAAGUCGGGGCUUCCCGGUGGCAAACAAAUGGGGGAUGAAGAUUUCUUCAAAAGGCAAGCUCAACUACAACGGGAAGCCAAAAUAGCGCUGGCACAAGCAAGUACUAUGGCUCACAUGCAGCUGGAAGUGGAGAAACAGAUGAAGAAGAAGUCACCAGUCACUGACAUUGUUGGCCUUCCUUUGCUGGGGAGCCAAAUCAUGUCCUGGGGUAACAAACCUUUACACGAGAUGAACCUGGCCCAGUUACAAGUUCUCGUGAACGAUCUACAUUCACAGAUAGAGAAGUUGAAUGAAGAUCUGGUUCGUCUUCUGAUGGAGCGAGAUGAACUACAUAUGGGCCAGGACUCAAUGUUGGUGGACAUAGAGGAUCUAACGAGGAGAGCUGAAGACAAAGCCAAGAGAUUCAACACACAGACGGGGAAGAAGGGCUUUAACUCUAAGAGAUCAUGACAGCAGCUUUUUAUGUAGUUUUGAGGAAAAUAUCCUGAAAUCCAUUCCAAAAUUCCGAAGUCUUCCAGACUGGCCAGCACCUGCUUACUACAAACCUAGAGUGACCACAUUGGCAGUGUUUGGCUGAUAAAUAAUCACCAUGCUACCAGCAGACACAAAAACUGACUUGAAUCUCUGAAUGAGGUUUCCUGGUAUUGCUAAUGUGUGAUGCAAACUCCACUCUGUAUGUCUGACUACAGGUGUGUGGGACUAUUGUCUGCUCACUAAAUAGCAGUCCGUGUGGACAGUGCAUGACCACUGUAGAUAGUCUACAUCAGUAGCCCCGUGUGGACAGUGCAUGACCACUGUAGAUAGUCUACAUCAGUAGCCUCAUGUGGAUGGUACACGACUACUAUGGAUGGUACACGACUACUAUGGAUGGUACACGACUACUAUGUAUAGUCUACAUCAAUAGCCUCGUGUGGAUGGUACAUGUCUACUAUGGAUGGUACAUGACUACAUGACUACUAUGGAUGGUACAUGACUACUAUGGAUGGUACAUGACUACAUGACUACUAUGGAUGGUACAUGACUGCUAUGGAUGGUACAUGACUACUAUGGAUGGUACACGACUACUACGGAUGGUACACGGCUACUAUGGAUGGUACACGACUACUAUGGAUGGUACACGACUACUAUGGAUGGUACACGACUACUAUGGAUGGUACACGACUACUAUGGAUGGUACAUGACUACUAUGGAUGGUACAUGACUACUAUGGAUGGUACAUGACUACUAUGGAUGGUACACGACUACUAUGGAUGGUACACGACUACUAUGGAUGGUACACAACUAUUAUGGAUGGUACACGACUACUAUGGAUGGUACAUGACUACUAUGGAUGGUACACGACUACUAUGGAUGGUACACGACUACUAUGGAUGGUACAUGACUACUAUGGAUGGUACACGACUACUAUGGAUGGUACAUGACUACUAUGGAUGGUACACGACUACUAUGGAUGGUACAUAACUACUAUGGAUGGUACAUGACUACUAUGGAUGGUACAUGACUACUAUGGAUGGUACACGACUACUAUGGAUGGUACACGACUACUAUGGAUGGUACACGACUACUAUGGAUGGUACACGACUACUAUGGAUGGUACACGACUACUAUGGAUGGUACACGACUACUAUGGAUGGUACAUGACUACUAUGGAUGGUACACGACUACUAUGGAUGGUACAUGACUACUAUGGAUGGUACACGACUACUAUGGAUGGUACAUGACUACUAUGGAUGGUACAUGACUACUAUGGAUGGUACAUGACUAAUAUGGAUGGUACAUGACUACUAUGGAUGGUUCACGACUACUAUGGAUGGUACAUGACAAAUAACUAACGAAAUAGUUACACGAGAACUUACUAUCCUAUCCAGGCACAUAGAUCCAUAACUCAAGAAUUUGGUGUAUGAGCCUUUUGGAUGUCAUAUAUAGCCUGUGUGGAUGGUACAUGACCCCCGGGGAUGUCAUAUAUAGUCCGUGUGGAUGGUACAUGACCCCUGUGGAUGUUAUACAUAGCCCGUGUGGAUGGUACAUGACCCCCGGGGAUGUUAUACAUAGCGCGUGUGGAUGGUACAUGACCACCGGGGAUAUUAUACAUAGCCAGUGUGGAUGGUUCAUGACCCCCGGGGAUGUUGUACAUAGCCCGUGUGGAUGGUACAUGACCCCCGGGGAUGUUAUAUACAGCCCGUGUGGAUGGUACCUGACCCACGGGGAUGGUAUAUAUAGCCCGUGUGGAUGGUACAUGACCCCCACGGAUGGUAUACAUAACCCAUUUGGAUGGUACACGACCCCUGUGGAUGUUGUACAUAGCCCGUGUGGAUGGUACAUGACCCCCAUGGAUGUUAUAUGUAGUCCGUGUGGAUGGUACAUGACCCCCGGGGAUGUUAUACAUAGCCCGUGUGGAUGGUACAUGACCCCCACGGAUGUUAUAUAUAGCCCGUGUGGAUGGUACAUGGCCCCCACGGAUGGUAUGCAUAACCCAUGUGGAUGGUACACGACCCCUGUGGAUGUUGUACAAAGCCCGUGUGGAUGGUACAUGACCCCCACGGAUGUUAUAUGUAGUCCGUGUGGAUGGUACAUGACCCCCGGAGAUGUUAUAUGUAGUCCGUGUGGAUGGUACAUGACCCCUGUGGAUGUUGUGCAAAGCCCGUGUGGAUGGUACAUGACCCCCACGGAUGUUAUAUAUAGCCCGUGUGGAUGGUACAUGGCCCCCACGGAUGUUAUAUAUAGUCCGUGUGGAUGGUACAUUACCCCCACGGAUGUUAUAUAUAGUCCGUGUGGAUGGUACAUUACCCCCAUGGAUGUUGUACAAAGCCCGUGUGGAUGGUACAUGACCCCCACGGAUGUUAAAUAUAGUCCGUGUGGAUGGUACAUGACCCCCACGGAUGUUAAAUAUAGUCCGUGUGGAUGGUACAUGACCACUGUGGAUGUUGUACAAAGCCCGUGUGGAUGGUACACAACCCCUGUGGAUGUUGUACAAAGCCCGUGUGGAUGGUACAUGACCCCCACGGAUGUUAUACAUAGCCCAUGUGGAUGGUACACAACCCCUGUUGAUGUUAAACGUCCCAUGUGGACAGUACCUGACUUCUGUGGAUGGUACAUGGCCCCUCAUAGUAAUGUGUGGAUGGUAUGUGACCCCCAUGCAUGGUAUGCAAUUUCCAGGUAGUCUUGUAUGGACAGACUAAGAUCCCUUUGGAUGAUAUGUAUGAUGUAUUUAAUUUGAAUCAUUGUAGGCCUUUCAUAUGUACUGUAUAUUUGUCCUUUCAAGGCAUGUACGUCAGCUUUAUUUAUCAUGCAAAAAAUAUAUGUAACCAUAUACUAGACAUUUAAUCAAAAUAUUGGCUAUAUCUAAUAAUAACCUGGUUAGCUAGCAGUAUAGCCCUGCUAGUUAUAGUGAUAACCCUAGUUAGCUAGUGUGACUGUGUCCGGAACAAGUUAUUGGCAGUACUAGUGCUUGGCUAACUUGAUACAGCAAUGUAAUGUAUGUUAGAUUGAAGACUGAUAUAGUGUGGAAAAUGAUAGUGAGAAUCCCCCCCCAGGGGUUAGCUGUCAUUUUAUCACAAGCUGAACAAGGCGUUUUUAUGUGUUUGUGUGGUUGCUGAUUGUCAUCAGAUUUGUGGUUUGAUUGUUGCAAAGAUGUGUAAUUAUCAUGUGUGAUACUACUGGAAAAUAAUUAACAUGUAAACAGUUUUCUGUAGCUUAAUCACACAACAUGUUUUGACCUAAUUAUAAUGUACACUGUAUGUCUAAGGUGGUUCUUACAUCUAUAAUCAUUCACCCCUACAUCAGCAGGCAUCCAAUCGUAAUUCAAAAUUUCUCAUGUGAUUUACUUUAUAGCAAGGUACAACUUACUCCCGGAUAAAGAUUGUUUGUAUUUUUCAUGUUUGAACUAUGGUACUGAUGUACAUAUUAAUUGCAUGUAUUGUUGCUUUUGCUAUUAUACACACAUUGACUGAAGUUUGAGGUAGAGAGGGACACUUCUGUAUCUGAUGAAGGUGGGCUACCGGUAAUCAAAUUGCUCUUCGUCCCAGUGUCAGUCUUCUGUCUGUCCGUCCGUUCUUUAACAAUUUUUGUUAUCAUUAUUUCUCAGAAAUUUCCUCAUGGUUCUUCCUCAAAUUUCAUUUCUCUAGUUGUGCUUGCUCCAUUUGGAGACUGAUCUGAAACAAUAUGACCAACGAUUAAACACCAGGGGUCAUUUUAGAUUUUGAAAGUUGAAUAUUGCUUUUAAGAAUGUUCUUCAUGGAUCUUUCUCAAAUUUCAUAUGUAGAUUCCCCUUGGCUUGUAGUGGUGCUUGAUCCAUUUUGUGACACCAAAAAACUAGAUGGCAAACGUACAGUCAGCUAUUUUAAAUUUUGACAGCUGAAGAUUGCUAUCUAUAUUUCCCAGAAAGUUCUUGAUGGGAUCUUUCUCAAAUUUCAACUGUAAGUUUCCCUUGGUCCCUAGUUGUGAAUGUUCUAUUUUGAGUUCUUCGUGGUUAUUUCUUCUUAUAUCUAAAAAUCUUAAAAAUGUAAACAGAGUGGUCUUGAUCGAAUUCAUAUAUUAUCGAUCGUAACCCUAUUGGAAAACUGUGGGAGCCUUUCCCUAUUAUCUUCAGAAAAAAAUACAUGUUUUCUUUUCGACGAAAGUAAAAUAAUCAGAUAUUUUUGUUACCUGUAUAACUUUCAUGGCCUGUGUCAUUUGUAUGAUAUUUUUCACACUGCUUUUUUACUUUCUGUAUGAAAUAUAAGUCGCUGGUUGUGUUUUGAGUGGUGAUGCUAAUAUGUACCUAGCUGAUAUACAUACAUAUACAUACCGAACGGUAUGUAUACAUUAUAUUUAUAUGCAACUUUUUUCAUUGUGUCUCAACACGUGACUAAAGCAUCUCGUUCUGCAGCGUAUAAAAUGCUGCUUCCACCUAUUGAUAUCUGAUGUACAAGGAAUAAUGUCUUUUCCAUUGGAGAAGUAUACAGGUUAAAACACUUAAUACAUGUAUAUUUUAUUUAAAGUUUAGUCUUUUUUCUUGUCAGUAUGAAUUCUGUACAAAUUUCUUUUAUCACUGUAUCAAAUAUAAUGAUCACACAAUAAUGUGUUUCUGCACUCCCAUUAUCUUAUCACGCUUCAGUUGUGUAAGUGUACAAGACUGAAAUUACAUUAUUCUAAUAUAACACAGUACAGUGAUGUAAUAACACAGUACAAUGAUGUUAUAACACAGAACAAUGAUGUUAUAACACAGUACAAUGAUGUAAUAACACAGUACAAUGAUGUAAUAACACAGUACAAUGAUGUAAUAACACAGUACAAUGAUGUAAUAACACAGUACAGUGAUGUAAUAACACAGUACAGUGAUGUUAUAACACAGUACAGUGAUGUAAUAACACAGUACAAUGAUGUAAUAACACAGUACAAUGAUGUAAUAACACAGUACAGUGAUGUAAUAACACAGUACAGUGAUGUAAUAACACAGUACAAUGAUGUAAUAACACAGUACAGUGAUGUAAUAACACAAUACAGUGAUGUAAUAACACAGUACAGUGAUGUAAUAACACAGUACAAUGAUGUAAUACCACAGUACAGUGAUGUAAUAACACAGUACAAUGAUGUAAUACCACAGUUCAGUGAUGUAAUAACACAGUACAAUGAUGUAAUAACACAGUACAGUGAUGUAAUAACACUGUACAAUGAUGUUAUAACACAGUACAAUGAUGUAAUGGCACUGUAUAAUGAUGUAAUAACACUGUACAUAGGGAAUACUUGACUAGUAUGUCGCAAUACAAAGUUUAUUUUGGUAUGAGGCUUAGGAAAGACAAGUUGCUGAGUCAGUGUAUUAAUGUGCCAUUGCAAAAUAGUUCCGGCUUUUGAUGUAAAUCAGAUUUAAAUUUCACUUAACCAUAUAUGAAAAUAACACGCAAAUACAAAUUAUUCCCAACAAAGACCCAUUUAAGUUACUGUAUGUUUAAAACAACAAUCAACAAAGCGAUUAAGUUUUCACAGACAUGUACUUUAGUUCAGUUCAGGGUCAAGUUGAAAGUAUUCCCGUCAGGUGUGGAACAAAUUAACGUGAAUCGACGGAUAAAGAAUACGUCCAUCCGUCGGUUAUCGGUCAAUGUGUGUGGCAGGAUAAAAUAAUGUAAUAACAUGUACAAUGAUGUAUUAGCACUGUACUUAUACAAAUGUACAAAUACAUAUACUAUGCUUUAAUUAUAAUUUGUACUUCAUCACGUCUUUCUCUUCCACAUCUAUGCUAAAGAUAAUGAAGCGUUAUCAGUAAUAUUUAGUUUAAGAGUUAUUACAAACCAAAUGUUAACAUUGUGAUUGUAAUAAAUUAUUUUAAAAA
This is a messenger RNA of Pecten maximus, 8075 nucleotides long. RefSeq names its product myb-like protein P. The record is from RefSeq and is a predicted model, not a curated record. Gene Ontology annotation, cellular component: cell junction; plasma membrane. NCBI's taxonomy places the organism in Eukaryota, Metazoa, Mollusca, Bivalvia, Pectinida, Pectinidae. Gene Ontology annotation, biological process: positive regulation of hippo signaling. Bases 386 to 2218 code for a protein of 610 amino acids. The transcript is spliced from 11 exons.